Messenger RNA from Tuber aestivum (summer truffle), 1823 nucleotides. The record is from the annotation of a GenBank genome assembly. NCBI's taxonomy places the organism in Eukaryota, Fungi, Ascomycota, Pezizomycetes, Pezizales, Tuberaceae.
GCUCUGGGGGCGGGGAAAAAUCCACCCAAGUAUAGAAUAUACCAUACAUCCGCACAGGAAGAACGGACCCAUCUCCCAAAUGGAUAAACUGGUGGAAGUCUCCCACGCCCGGCCCUCCAGCCUGCCAUUCGGCCCGCAAAGCCUGAUUGGCGCGCUCGGCAUCACCACCGUCCUCUUCGAAGCACUACCGGGCUUUGGGCGGAUGCAGCGUGCGAUGCGCAGUCUGGGCGUUGACCUGAACACCGCGACUGCAACGAUCAUGAUCUCCACCGUCUUGCUGACCUGCUACAACCUCGGUUACUCCACCAUCACUGGACUGAUAGACAAGUACUACAGCGCCUCCGUGCGCAUAAACUCCGAGGACACGCUCUUCCGGGACUUUUUCAUCUGGCUAUCCGAGGAGCAAGCCGCAGACUUGGACCUAAGCCGUGUCCUCAAUGCCCGGAAAAUCGCCAGCGACCCGGCCAACCCCGACAGCACCGGUAGCGGUGGCCAACUAAGCGAAGAGUACUAUGGUGGCCGAUACCGACCCCGUGGAAAACAAGUCUACCGCGUUCAGUACCUCCCAGCGGCCGGGUCGAGGUACUUCCUUGACUACCGGGGGCGCAAGAUUAGGAUAGUGAUGGAGGAGAUCAAGGACAGCAUAAUGAUGCACGGCGUGCCGCAGCGGAAGGUUGUCUGGCUGCGUUCGUAUGGACGAGAUCCGGCUGUUCUGAAGGAGCUGCUGGAGGAGGUGCUGCGAAAGAGCAAUACUCGCGACCAGGGGAAGACCAUCGUUUAUCAUGCAAGUAUGAGUCCGCGGGGUAUGCCGCCGCGCUGGGAGAGGGCGCUCUCCAGGCCGAAUAGAUCUAUGGAGACGGUGGUGCUGGAGAGGGAGCAGAAGGAAUUGAUUGUCAGGGAUAUCGAGGAGUAUAUACUACCGGCUACCGCCAAGUGGUACGCGAAUCGGGGGUUGCCGUAUCGGAGGGGAUACUUGCUCUAUGGGCCGCCCGGUAUACAUUCUCGCAUCGAUUCGAUUACCGAGAUUGAUCCCCCGUGCUAAUGCGCUGCUCCCAGGAACCGGAAAAACAAGUCUAAGCAUGGCCCUGGCGGGCCUCUUCAACCUGGAAGUAUAUGCCCUUUCCCUCUCCGCCGGGAGUCUCACGGACGACAUGUUAGCAACACUCUUCACCCUGCUGCCAAGCAGAUGCAUUGUCCUCCUCGAAGACGUCGACGCCUCUAACGUGAAACGGACCCCGGAUAUCUCCACCGACCUAUCCUUCUCCCCCCCCCUCUCACCGUCUCCCCACUCCGCCACAAAACCCAACGUCUCCUUCAGCGGCCUCCUGAACGCCAUCGAUGGUGCCGCCUCCCGUGAAGGGCGCAUCCUGAUAAUGACCACGAACCACCGCGAGCGACUAGACCCCGCACUCAUACGCCCCGGCCGCGUGGAUCUGCAGAUCUCCUUCAAAUGCGCUUCGCGGGACGUCAUUGAGUCGCUGUUCCUGAAUCUCUACGAUGUGGAUAUUGGCGAUCGGGAGGCGCUCAGGAUGCCGGAGGGGUUUCCCUCCGUGGACAAGAUUUCCGAGCUGGCGGGGGAGUUUGGCCGGGUGUUGCCGGAGGGCGUGUUCACGCCGGCGGAGAUUCAGGGAUUGUUGUUGAUGCACAAGAAGGAUCCGGUCGCAGCGGUUGGCGCGGCCGGGGAGUGGGCGAGGGAGAAGGGGGCCCAGAAGUGGCUAGAAGAGGCGACGGAGGAGGAAAGGGGGAGAGGGAAGGUGGAGGUUAAUGGGGUUACCCCUGGUCGGGGCAAAGGAGUAAUAGAGGAGGGGAAAUCCGAAGAAAUC